This is a messenger RNA of Dovyalis caffra, 999 nucleotides long. Lineage: Eukaryota; Viridiplantae; Streptophyta; Magnoliopsida; Malpighiales; Salicaceae. The record is from the annotation of a GenBank genome assembly.
AUGGUGCUCCUGUCCAAGCCAGUACUUGAACAGUUCUCGUUUGUAAAAAACAGCAAAUCUACCACAUUUUUUUCUGGAAUCCCUCUAAUAGACCUCUCAAAACCUGACUCCAAGCACCUCCUGGUUAAGGCCUGUGAGGAAUUUGGAUUUUUCAAGGUAAUCAACCAUGGAGUGCCUAUGGAAUUCAUUUCCAAGCUGGAAUCUGAAGCUGUCAAGUUCUUCUCAUUACCGUUUUCUGAGAAAGAAAAAGCAGGCCCUCCUAAUCCCUUUGGCUAUGGUAACAAAAGCAUUGGACAAAACGGUGAUGUGGGCUGGGUAGAAUACCUUCUCUUAACCACUAAUCAAGAAUCAAUUUCUCAGAGGUUCUCUACAGUUUUUGGUGACAACCCAGGAAAGUUUCGGUGUGCUUUAAAUGAUUAUGUAUCAGCUGUGAAGAAAAUGGCAUGUGAGAUUCUUGAAAUGAUGGCUGACGGUCUAAAGAUUCAACAAAGAAAUGUAUUCAGUAAACUUUUGAUGGAUGAACAGAGUGACUCUGUUUUUAGGCUAAAUCACUACCCUCUAUGCCCAGAAAUUCAAGCAUUGAAUGACCAAAACAUGAUUGGAUUUGGAGAACACACAGACCCACAAAUCAUUUCUGUGUUAAGAUCCAACAACACUUCUGGCCUUCAAAUCUCUGUCAAUGAUGGAAGCUGGAUUUCAGUUCCACCUGACCAGAACUCAUUUUUCAUUAAUGUUGGUGACUCGUUACAGGUUAUGACUAAUGGGAGGUUUAGAAGCGUAAGGCACAGGGUUUUGACCAACAGCAUGAAAGCUAGAGUUUCAAUGAUUUAUUUUGGUGGACCACCUUUGAGUGAGAAAAUAGCUCCAUUGCCGUCACUCAUGAAAGGAAAGGAAAGCUUGUACAAAGAAUUUACAUGGUUUGAGUACAAAAGAUCUGCUUACAACUCGAGAUUGGCGAAUAAUAGGCUUGUCCCCUUUGAGAGAAUAGCAGCCUCAUAA